GGCUGACUUCAGUUCGUUGGUCGGGUAGACGCACUCAAUUUUAUCGCUGUCAACUUCUUUUCCAGCUAAAUAAAGCGCUGAUGCAGCGAAACAUGAUGGCCAUAAAAGCGCCAGCGGUCACUAAGGCCACUUCUUGCGUUCAUUGCUCUAGUUCCAGCUCACGCACCGUCCAUCGCGGCAUUUGCAAUAUCCCGCGCCCGAGACAGCGGAGCAGCAUCCUGUCCGCGGCGAACCGGCCCCGCGCCGUUGGUGUGUCGCUUGGCGUGAACGUGAUGGCUUGCACCGACCCGCGCGCGCACAUCCAUGGUUUCCCAGCUGCCUCGACCGAACAUAGUUCCUUAAACCAGCGUGAAACAAGGCAGUCGCUCUCCUAUCCGAAGGUGUCUUCUGACCGCAUUUUCCCACCAUUCGUUCCGGAUCCCACGGAGCUCAGGAACAUCCCGUCCGCAGCAGAGAGGGCAGAAUACACUCGCCAAUGCGCUACUACUCACUCGAAUAUAUCAUCAAUGGGCGCGAUUGCAGAAAGAAGUGAACAAGCUGGCUCGGCGGGGCAGUCGCAGCGAAGCAUUUUCGAAGACGAAAGUGUUUUCGAUUUCGGUACAACAACUGCGAACAAAACCAGGGAGACAAGCGCGGAAAAUUUAUCACGCUUGAAAGAAAGCUCAUCGCUAGGCGAAGUGGACCCAGAAUCGAGAACCACGAGCACCAGCAGUCCCACUACCACUCCCGGUCUCCUCGCCCGCGUGUCCGCGGCCACGAAAACCGCGCUGAACCAGCAGAGCCUUCUCGUGGAGCAGAUCUCGGAGAAAGCAAGCGAGGCGUGGGACAAGGUGAACCCGACCGGGCCAGUGCUGAACGAGCGGGAGUUUUUUUCCAAACUCACCGCCGUGUUGAUGGAGGGCGAGGUUUGGACGUUCGCGCGGUUCUUGGAAUACCAACUCAAGAUGCGCGAACUGUUACCGAAGUUGCAAACGUUUCUCGAGUAUCAAAUGCAAAAAUGUCUGGGUCUGGAAGGUUGGAGCUUGUGAUGCUAACUUUGGACUCUAAAAAAAUCUGUAUUGCAUGACCAGCAAGAGGAGUCUAGUUUGUUCUACGCGGGGAGGGCAUUUGUCAUGCGGAAUAGGCAUCAGGAAGCCCACUAAAAAUCUGCGAUGCUAGGCCAUGCAUUACAGACAUCGCGGAUUAUGCAAAAUAUGCAUGACAAACCCGGCAGCAUUCCAGACCCAGAUACUUUUGCAUUUGAUAUGGAGCGGAAGAAGCAGGAGGGGUUUUUCGGCGAGCUGCCGCCCCGGGAACAGAUGAUGGAGCUUACUGAGAGGAAAAAUCCCCCCUCCCCAUAUUGAAAAGGUAUGUUUCCGAAAAUUUGUGUUGCUGAUUUGUGACCACAGAUCAGGUUUGUCUUGCAAGAGGACAAGUGCAGAGGCAUCCGCCCAAUUGUGGAAGCGAUUUAGCAUGCUGUUGGUCCUAGAGGGUAGCCGUUUGCAAUGCUGAACAGCUAGGCCUGCGCGCUCCCACCUAGGCUGCGGAUCUAGCCGCAGCGCCUUAGUGCAAGACAAGUCGGAUUUGUGUACGCAAAUCAGCAGCAGAAGUUUCCAUUUUCAUAUGGGGACGAGGGGGGAUUUUUCAUUUUGAUGGACCUUCGCCAGUGCGACAUGGUCAUUCGGGUCCUCCGGGCUAUGACGCCGCGCGAGCUGCAGUCCAACUGCCGCUUGGUGUUUUGCGCCGAGGCGAAACGACUGCUGGCGGAGAAGGCGGGCUGCAAGGCCCACGACGUAAAUUUGAUCCUCGAUCAGCACAACGAGCUCCGCGGCGACCGCCGGUGGUUCCAAAUCCGCCAGCAGUUUGGGCGGCGCCUGCCCUACGACUUCCAGGAGCGAUCGCGGAUGGCUUUGUACGAUCGACCGCGCACGAAGGUGGACCCGAUCACGGAACAGCUCCUGACGAAGGUGGGCGUGCGCGACGCGCGGAAGAACCAGCCGUCGCACCCGAAACGGGCGAAGACCUGGGUGUACCGCCGGCCGAGCGUGGGCGGGAACCGCUGGGCCACGCAGCCGCCUCGGUGGAUGCCGCGGAAUCCACCAAAUGUUGCAAAUCGGAAAGUCCGGUUAGUGUGAGCAAGGUGCGGGCGAAAAAUGAUCAGAAGCCCGCUUUGGCUGAGCAUGCCAUUUUUGUCAGUUCAUGGAAUGAAGAUUGAAAGCACGACGCAAAAAAUGCAUCAUUUUCUUUUCAGUGGUGUGGAGAUCCAACUCUUGUACAUCUGUACAACCUCGAUGGGGCCACGACUCUUGUCAAUGCACUUUUGUGGACCGCACCAUAGCACUGUUUUUCUGAAAGCGCAUGCCGCCGGGCUCGCGAAAUUUCACUUGUUUGUUUGCCAGACCGAGGGCGCUCAAG
Messenger RNA from Amoebophrya sp. A120, 2394 nucleotides. NCBI's taxonomy places the organism in Eukaryota, Dinophyceae, Syndiniales, Amoebophryaceae. The record is from the annotation of a GenBank genome assembly.